Erpetoichthys calabaricus (reedfish) is the source of this 1227-nucleotide messenger RNA. RefSeq names its product DnaJ (Hsp40) homolog, subfamily C, member 5 beta (gene dnajc5b). NCBI's taxonomy places the organism in Eukaryota, Metazoa, Chordata, Cladistia, Polypteriformes, Polypteridae. The transcript is spliced from 5 exons. The record is from RefSeq and is a predicted model, not a curated record. The coding region runs from base 133 to 729 and encodes 198 amino acids.
UUUUAUUCAUUCUAGCUACAACCCUUCCUCCACCAAGCCGAGCAACCUGACUCCUCUGACCUGUCUAGCUUAUCUUUAACAAGCGUCAGAAGAGAGGGCUCUGGCAGGUGCAACAGGUAAUGCUCAGAUAACAUGGCUGAGCAAAGACAAAGGGCCCUCUCCACCUCAGGAGAAGCACUGUACCAAAUUUUGGGCUUAGAGAAAGGUUCUGCACACGAGGAGAUAAAGAAAUCCUACAGAAAACUAGCUUUAAAAUACCACCCAGACAAGAAUCCUGACAAUCCAGAGGCUACUGAAAAAUUCAAAGAAAUCAACAAUGCUCAUGCAAUCUUGACUGAUGUGACAAAGAGAAAUAUUUACGACAAGUACGGCUCGUUAGGUCUCUAUGUGGCAGAACAGUUUGGCGAAGAGAAUGUUAACACAUACUUCAUGCUAUCCAGCUGGUGGGCAAAGAGUCUCUUUGCAAUUUGUGGACUGCUUACGGGAUGCUACUUCUGUUGCUGUUUGUGCUGUUGCUGUAACUGUUGCUGUGGGAAAUGCAAACCCAAAGCAGCUGGUGGUGAAGACUAUGACUGCUAUGUCUCUCCUGAAGACCUUGAGGAACAAAUUCGGACUGACAUGGAAAGAGAUGGAGAUACACCAAUUGUGAUUCAGCCAACCAAUGCUAGUGAGAAAACACAGCUGAUUGGAGAUGGUCAUCGCAGUUAUAAUACAGAAUCUUACAACUGAAGAAGUGACAAAUGACAGCUGAAAAGAGACCAAUAAACAUCUGAAUUUUACACAUACAGUACAUUCUGUAAUUAAUUAUUUCACAUAAGGAUUUGGUAUUCACCCUUGCCUGUGGUAGUUUACCAACAGCACAAACUGUAUGAUGAAUAAGUCAUUAAAACUCCAGGAAUUUCAUGGUGUAAAUCUUAAGAGUUGUGAUAAAAGUGAAGAAAAAUGUCAGUAUUGUAUAUAAAAAGGUAUUUCAGUUCACCAUAACUUUUUCCACGGUGUGUAACUUAACUGUACUGCUUGAAAGAAGUGACCCAUGUACUGCUUCAGUGAUGAGUUUAUAGUUUUAUUUAUUUUUAAAUAUACCGUUUGAUGUUAUGAUGUUAAGAUUGUAAUGAUUUACUCCAAGUGUAUUUUUAUUCUAUACAUUUAAAGAACAAGCAGAAUAAUGAACAUAUAUAAUGAAAUGUAUGAAAUGAAAUAUACUGCAAUACAUAAAAAUAAUAAUAU